Molecule: messenger RNA, 713 nt
Organism: Volvox carteri f. nagariensis
Lineage: Eukaryota; Viridiplantae; Chlorophyta; Chlorophyceae; Chlamydomonadales; Volvocaceae
Exons: 4
Biological process (GO): mRNA splice site recognition
Cellular component (GO): U2-type prespliceosome; U1 snRNP
Molecular function (GO): mRNA binding
Source: RefSeq, a predicted model, not a curated record
UACAAAGAUUACAGCUGCUGCUUUCCUAAGAAGCGUUGUGCACUUUCCCAUAUACUUGAUCAAAGCAAAGGACGAAUAAGAACCGUCAGCAGAGAUGGUUGACGCCAUGCGUGCGAUGCUGGAUGAGCUCAUGGGGAAGGAGCGGAACGUGCCCCUUGGCCAGCGCUCAAAUCGGAGGAUUCGGUUCGACGACCCCAGUGUUUGCAAAUACGCCCUAGCGGGCCUUUGUCCUAAUGGCUUGUUCAAGAAUACUCGAAGCGACUUAGGACCGUGUCCAUAUGAGCUUCACGAGGACCAUAUAGGAUGGGAAGAAUUGAAGGCAGAAUACGAUAAGCAGGACCCUCGUGAGCACGAAAGGUACGAGCGGCGGCUUAUGAAGGUGCUUGAGGACCUCAUUCGGGAAAUGGACCGGAAGAUAGCCAAAUCCAAGGAGCGAGCAGAGGCUGAGAGCAGUGCACGUCCGUUGAAGCCAGACGACGCGACGCGCCUGGCCGAGAUGCAGACCAAAGCCAAAGAGUUGCUGCAAAAGAGCCAAGAGGCCGGUGAGGCUGGCGACGUGGACGUUUCCAUGGCGCUGGCUCAGCAAGCGCAGGAAAUGCAGGCUCAGCAUGACCGGCUGCACCGCAGCCUAACUGCGCCCGACCGCACCAUGAGCGUGUGCGACAUCUGCGGCGUCUUCAUCAACAGUACGGACAAUGACCAGCGGCGGCAGG